Ochotona curzoniae (black-lipped pika) is the source of this 1206-nucleotide messenger RNA. RefSeq names its product ETS homologous factor (gene EHF). The record is from RefSeq and is a predicted model, not a curated record. Gene Ontology annotation, cellular component: nucleus. Gene Ontology annotation, biological process: regulation of transcription by RNA polymerase II; cell differentiation. The transcript is spliced from 9 exons. Lineage: Eukaryota; Metazoa; Chordata; Mammalia; Lagomorpha; Ochotonidae. The coding region runs from base 141 to 1043 and encodes 300 amino acids. Gene Ontology annotation, molecular function: sequence-specific DNA binding; DNA-binding transcription factor activity, RNA polymerase II-specific.
CACUCUGAUGAGGGCUCAGACGUGAUAACACCCGUGCCUCCCCAUCCCCGUAGGAGCUGGCGUGAUUGCAGCCCACUGCCUGCCCUCCAUUAGCCACAGUUAUUGGAUUUCCCACCCAGAAUCUUUAGGUAAAUGAGAUCAUGAUUCUGGAAGGAAGUGGUGUAAUGAAUCUGAACCCCGGCAACAAUCUCCACCACCAGCAGCCCGCCUGGACGGACAGCUAUUCCACAUGCAGCGUUUCCAGCGGGUUUUUUGGAGGCCAGUGGCAUGAGAUCCAUCCUCAGUAUUGGACCAAGUACCAGGUGUGGGAGUGGCUCCAGCACCUUCUGGACACCAAUCAGCUGGAUGCCAGUUGCAUCCCUUUCCAGGAGUUCGACAUCAAUGGCGAACACCUUUGCAGCAUGAGUUUGCAAGAGUUCACCCGGGCAGCAGGGACGGCGGGACAGCUCCUCUACAGCAAUCUGCAGCAUCUCAAAUGGAAUGGUCAGUGCAGCAGUGACCUGUUCCAGUCCACACACAAUGUCAUUGUCAAGACUGAACAAACUGAUCCUUCCAUCAUGAACUCCUGGAAAGAAGAAAACUACUUAUAUGACACCAACUAUGGUAGCACAGUAGACUUGUUGGACAGCAAAACCUUUUGCCGUGCCCAGAUCUCCAUGACAGCUACUGGUCAUCUUCCUGUUGCAGAGUCAGCCGAUAUGAAAAAGGAGCAAGACCACCCUGCCAAGUCCCACACCAAGAAGCACAAUCCAAGAGGGACUCACCUAUGGGAAUUCAUCCGCGACAUCCUUCUGAAUCCAGACAAGAACCCAGGGUUAAUCAAGUGGGAAGACCGGUCUGAGGGCAUCUUUAGGUUUUUGAAAUCAGAGGCCGUGGCUCAGCUCUGGGGCAAAAAGAAAAACAACAGCAGCAUGACCUAUGAGAAACUCAGCCGGGCCAUGAGAUAUUACUACAAAAGAGAAAUUCUGGAACGUGUGGAUGGACGCAGACUGGUAUAUAAAUUUGGGAAGAAUGCUCGUGGAUGGAGAGAAAAUGAAAAUUGAAUCUGUCAACACUUUGAACACAAACCAAAACAUACCCAGAAUAGUCACACAUGGAGAACUCCUGGACGUAAAUAUUUCAAAGACGACUUUUCUCUGAUAUUUAUGUACCAUACGGGGAAGAAAAAAAUCUGCUUCUGAUGGGAAGAAGGAACACUACAGUUGA